AUGGGUAGUGGGUUUUUUAAGGAAGAAGCAAGAAGUGCUGCUAAUAAAGCUGAUAAGCUAUCGGAUCAAGUUGUUGCAAACGGAGAUGUGAGGCAGAUUAAUGGGGCUGUUGCUGAAGACAAAUCGUUUGAUAUUGAUGAUGGCGGUGGCCUCUACAAGUGCAUUGGUGUUGAUCAUCUUCUGCGACUUGUUGAUUGUCUUCUUGACUCGCAUAUUCUUGCUCAAAAAUUCAACGGGAAUAAUGCUCAACGUACACUGCUUUGGAAAGCUGGUUUUAAAGUCCAUCAUACCUAUUUUUGUUGCAGUAGUAACGAUGCGCUGUUCACGACACUGCUGGUACGUUGUGUUGUACAGCUGGAAUUAGUGGAUGCUGUAUGUAGCAUUCUGUUCGGCCCGGAGUCAUUGAAAAAGUGUUUUGGGUUUGUGCUCGAAUAUUCCAGUUUUUCAGGUGUUGAUCAUCUUCUGCGACUUGUUGAUUGUCUUCUUGACUCGCAUAUUCUUGCUCAAAAAUUCAACGGGAAUAAUGCUCAACGUACACUGCUUUGGAAAGCUGGUUUUAAAGGACGAAGUAAACCAAAUCUUUUAAGACAGGAAACGCAUAGCGUCCGAACAGCGCUAAAUAUCUUGUACAGAUUGUACAGCGAUGUUGGAAGAACUACAGCGAAACAGAAAGUCACUGUUAAAAAGAAGUUACUAAAGGUGCUUGUCGAUGCACUGAGUUAUUACAGUGAACUAAAUUCCGAGCAACAUAGACAGGCAUGGAUUUCUGUGAUACAUCUGCUGUUGGAGCGAACUAAUGCAUUCUCAUCAGCGCAGCUUGUUGAUCUCGGACAAGAUUAUGCGCUGGAUUUGUGUCGUUUGGUUGAAUGUGAUAUGCGUGAAGAUCUUCGGAUUGCUCUGAGCCGGGUUAUCAAAAAAGCCAUUUGUAUAAGUUAUACCACUUAA
Gongylonema pulchrum is the source of this 945-nucleotide messenger RNA. NCBI's taxonomy places the organism in Eukaryota, Metazoa, Nematoda, Chromadorea, Rhabditida, Gongylonematidae. The record is from the annotation of a GenBank genome assembly.